AUGGAAGAAAUGCAAUGUCAGACAAGUUUUGACACUGAUGUUGAAAUAGACAUCAAAGUAACUGUGAUUGAUGGUGAUGACAGGAGAGAUGGGGACUUGAUGUGUCUAAAUAUCAAAAUGUUCCUAUAUUCCCCUAAGCGUCAGUGCUUACGUGAGAGUGAGAGAGAAGCAAAGGAGGACACCCCAGCCAUCACCGGCGUGCGUUCACGACUGCAACAGCUGUCUCACCAGAGAGAAGAAUGGUCCGACACUGCCGAUACAGCAAGCCCGGUACCUGUGCCGAGGAAAAGUCUAAGCAACUGCCUGGAUGAUGAGAACACCCCAAGCCAGCAACCUCCACCAUCACGCCGCGGUCGACUGGCUGCUCUGGCACAGAACAUCAACAACUGGGAGGACGAUCUCAGUCAACCAAAGAUACAAAAAGAAGAAGAGAAGAAACCAAGAUGGCAGCCCCCAAGGGCACCAUCAGAAGAUAGAAGCAAGUCCCAUGCCGCUCCAUGUCCCCCUACUGGGGUACAGAACUCCCCCAAGAAGUACCGUGCACCCCCGCCCCCCACCACUGUCCAGCCCGAGGUUGCCAAGGUAUCCCCUGUGAAGCAGCUUCGCCAUGCCCCAGCCUCACCGGUCAAGUCCAAGCUGACCUUCGGUAACCUGUCCGGCAGUAGUAUAUCCACACAGUCCCCAUCAAGAAGGGUUGAGCAGAAACUGUCCUCACCUCUCACCCCACAGGUACGGGUCCCGCCGAAACACGAUGACAGAUGCCUCCCUGCACAGAUCCCGGUUAAUGUCCGAGGACUGAAUGAAUCUGAUGGGGAAAGGACCGACGAAGAACCAACUACCAAACCGGUAUCGGAGAGGUUCAACUCCUGGGCCAAGAAAACCACUUGUGAGACACCGAAAGCCAGCAAGCCUGUAGACCCAACUCAGACACCUGUGUCGGCUAGAAUGGCUAACUGGGAAAAGAAGGUAAAUCAGACACCAGCUGCCACUCCCACAGUCACAAAAGUUUUACACACUCCUAGACAAAUGUGUACCCCAGCCAAGCCCCAAAAUGCUCCAAAUACAGCAGAUAGUAAGGUCAUUAACACCCCUCGGCAGAUGGGUACCCCAGCUCGGUCCCAGAAUGCACCAGCUCGACCUAUAAGUACCCCAUCAAUGGCAGCUGUUGCUAAGAGUUCCCAGCCAACACCAAAGGCGGAGAGACCAGUGAGCAUGGUAUCUGCGGGUUCUGACGAUCCAACUUCCCGUUCGGUAUCGGAGAGGAUGGCUAAAUGGCAAGAACAGACCAAGCCUCCGCCUGUGGAGGAGGAGCCAACAGCAUAUUCUGUCAAUGCUCGUAUGUCGGCAUGGGAACACAUGUCAUCGUCGAACCAGGUGAGCUACAUCAAGAAGGUGAAGCCAGGUGAACAGCCAGCAUCUCCCCAGAGCUCCCCAACCAAACCCCCUCCCCCAGGGUCAGCAACCAAGAAGGGCGUGACCCCCAGCAAGGUUGUGAUGGAUGCAAUCAGUGAGCGUGCCCAGCAAAUAAUGGCCACGUCUCCUACUAAGUCGUUGAAGUCCUGUCCACUAUCGCCAAGCAGCGCCAGCGGGACGAUGAAGAGCGUCCACCAGCGUCUGAUGGAACAGACACACAACAGCAGCAAGAGCCAGGACAUCAUGGAGAAGCUGAGGACGGAACGGAUGGCGGAGCUGCAGUCCAUACAAAACAGGUGGAAGAACGGCAUACUGAAGGAAGACGACCCAUCUGAUCAGCCAGCAUCCCAGGCCUGCGCUAGUGCCACCACUCCCUCAGUGACAAAAGAAGAGAAGCGAGAAGCUAUCCGAGCCAAAGCAAGGGCUGAGUUUGACGACAAGCUAGCUGCCAUGGGCUUUGACCUUUCAGAUGAAGGUCAGAACAUGGCUUCCUUCAACUUCAAGAACGGCAACAACCAGCAGUCGUACAACCAGCAUGUUGCAGCUGAGAAACAUGGUUCUGCUGGACAGCCCCCAGCAGGAUGUAUCCCCCCUCCACCACCGCCACCUCCUCCAUCAGGGGCAGCACCCCCACGCAAGCCACCAUCAAAUCAUGGCUCUACUGCAUCCAAGCCACCAGUUCCUCCAAGUUCGGGACAACAGCAGCCAGGGAAAGGCACCAGCAUCUACAGAAUCAUCUCCCAGAAAGGCAACGCUCCUGCACCUAGACCUUCACAGCAACCUGCUUUUGGCAAUGCUGUGCACAGACAGGCUUCCAUCAACAGCCGCAAGGUACAGUUUGACGACAGCUUUGACAGCACGGAUGAGAGCGAAGAUGUGAGAACAUCACAAGAUGAGGACACUGAAUCUCAGACGGACAUUACAGCUCCAGAAUCUGACUCGGAACCAGAGACGGAAGAUGUAUCAGAGUCUGAGGUGGAGGAAGUUGUGAUGAGAAGGAAACCUGCCCAUCAGAACAGACCACGGCCUCCAGUGUAUGAAGAGGAUGAUGUUAGUCUCAGUGCAUUUGUGCCUGACUCUGUACGCAGACAGAGUGUCCUACCAGCCGGGCCGGAGGAUCACAGACAGAGCUUCACCAGCGAGACAAGCUUGGAUAGUUUCGAGGAGCCCCAUCAUCCAGCACCCAGGAACACGUACCGCAGCACUUCGAACCUGAGACAGAUGGCACAGGACAGUUCUAGCAGUCUGGCCAGUAGUGUAGAGAGCAACAGGGACGAUAUUGAUGACCUCCUCGAUGAAGCAAUGGAUUCGGAUGAAAGCGAAACUCCAGUUCCUGCCCCGCGGCGCCAUCACCGCCAGACCAAUGAGGGAACAGAUAGAAGUCUUAUAUACAGUGUCAGUGCCUACAGGUCAAGCAGGCAUCUUCAAGCUCCUCCACCAGCCAAGAUGAUAAUAUCUCGUCACAGCAAGUACGUGGACAGUGAGGUUCAUGAGGAGGAUGUGCCCAUGCCUCAUCACCCGCCUCCCCAGGAACAGAGGAAAUCGGUGCAGGAGCGGAUACAGGAGCUUCAAGAGCUGGUUCAACAAGAGCAGAGUGUUAUCAUGCAGACCAGCAACGCACUCAACCAGUGCUGCAGCAAGGACUCGUACUUCGCCGGCUCCCCAGAACAAGUGGAGUGUAACCGGGUCCUGCUUGUGGCUUGUCAGAAACGCCAGUCCUACAUGUUGGAGAUCCAGAGACUGAAGAACACAGGCAACCUUGACAAGACUGGCCCCGGACCCAAGGGCUCUCUCACUAUAAAUGACAUCCGCCUUCCUCUCAAGAAAGAGUUUGUGACAAAGAUUGGAACAUCACAAGAUAACACAACGUACUACUUCAUCAUCCUGAUCCGCAAGGACACACAAGUGAUCUGCACACAGAUGCUCUCUACUCACGAGCCUAUGAUGCGCGGCAGCCUCGACUUCCCCAACCUCAUCAAGAUCAACGGCAUCACCGGUGACUUCCGACUGGACCUGGAGAUCUAUGGCAUGUCCAUUUCCAAGGAAAUACUUACUAAGGAUAAGAAGAAGCCGAAGACACCCAAGAAGUCAAAAUAUCCAAUGACAUUACAAAGUCCGGGUGGCCCAGCUGCCGUGAGGACCACCAGCUUCAGUCACAUCACCACAGUACCCAUCACCAUGAAGUCAUUAGACAAGACCUGCUUCAAUCUGGAGAGGCUUCCCUACCUGUCCCCACUUCACGGCAGCAUCUACCUCCGACUCAAAUGUCUCAUGGAGGCCAAUGUGGAGGAGAGAGGCUUCCUGACAAUGUUUGAAGAUGUGAGUGGCCUUGGAGCAUGGCAUCGGCGGUGGGUGGCUCUGGCUCGUAAUAAACUGUGUUACUGGAAGUACCCUGACGAUGAGAAUCGCAAGGACCCUAUGGGUAUGAUUGACCUGAAGCGAUGCAUCACAGAAAAGGUUGGUCUGAUCCCACGGGAUAUCUGUGCACGACCUAACACAUUUGAACUGAUGACAGUUCGCCAGCCUCGUCAAGGAGAAAGAGAUACCCUCGUCAGUCGGACAUACAACACCAUGACAACAAUCAAACACAUGCUCUCAGCAGACACAAAAGAGGAGAGAAUCGUCUGGUGCAACAAGGUCAACCGAGCUCUUGCCAACAUCUGCACAUGGCACUCAGAUGCCCUUCCCCCCAGUGAAAAUACCCAGCAAAAGCUAACUGUGAUAGCAGACAUUUAACUUGCCAGAAUGUGUCAGUGUGCGUGUGAGAGAGUUAUCUCCCUGGAGGACAUCAGGAAGAGGCGAUUGAUCUGUGGAAAUGUCUGUCAGCAGACAUUAUGAGACUGAUCCCGACAGCCAGCUGUGUAUUGUGAUUGUGUGGUUAGGGACGAACUGAGGUGCUGCAUGCUGGCUUGUUCUGCAACUGUGAACCUAACAAACAUUAAUGAAAUUCAACGUAUCAACUGUUCGAUCAAAUCUUCACUCUCUACACAAAUACAAACUUAACAUAAGAUUGGUUGAAACAUAAUUGCUUGUGCCAAAUAUUAAGACCAGUACAAAACAGAACAAUACGUUUUUAACUAACAAAACAAUGUAGUCAUGCAGAGAAUUAAUUAAAAUUAAAUUCUAUGACAUAAUCCAUAAACGUAACUAUUAUUACCUCCAUAUUUUCAUUGCAUAAUUUGCCUACAAUGAAAGACAUGUAAAAAUUUGUUGUCAACGUAACUAUUCAUAUAUAUUGUAAUUAUUAUCAUGUAUUUAUGUUUUAAAGUACCAAUAGUCAGUAUAGUACACAUGUAUUCAUUCUGUCUUAGAGUCCCUACUCGUCUUGUCUUUCUGCUCAGUCAAGCCUCUGGGCAUCUUCGUCUUUCCACUCCUGUCUAGGGUUGUAACCAGACACUUGCUGCAAGUCAACACACAUCUUUACAGCCAUACAAUACACAAAAUCUUGACACCUAAACGAGAUUGGAUCAUCGCAAACAAAACAUAUGAAAAGCUUGCGUCAUUGAAACUACAAACAUUGGACGAUGCAAAGCAACAUGAAAUAUGUUUAAUUUUAUAGCAAGCCCUGUUGAUGCAUGUCUAGGGGAUGUGAUGCUUGUUUUGUGGAAGAUGAUGUUGAAGCUCUGGUGAAUGGUUCCAGCCCUGUUCUUGUUCUUGUCUGUGAGUUGGUCAGUAUUUGUGAUAUAGCAAAGAGCAUCAAACAACGUGACCUCAAUCAAGAUAUGUGUAUUCAAGUAUUUACAUAUCUCUGUUUGAUAUUGGUGAUAGUAAAACCAGACUAUAUUGUGUUGGACACUGUUAGAAACAAGUGAACACUGUAAUGUUAGAAUCAGCUGGUCUGUAGGUCAAAGGUUAAAGGAGGUUUUAAGACGUGGACCAGAAUUUGUACAGUUCUGUAGUGUUGUGAUUUCAGAUUAGACCAUGAACACUUGAAACAGUAGCCGAUCAUAUGUUAUACUGUACUUGGAUAUAAACUGUUAUGUCUUUACGUUAUCUGUUAAAUAGGGUUCCUGAUGAUAAGUAGAAUAUUCCUCCUGUCUUGUCAAAUACUAAAUAUUUAAAUAAAGUAUUGCUAGAGAAGAACGUUUUUUAUUGAUAAGGUACACUGUGUUUAAUGAGACGGCAAGAAUAUACUCACAUUUCGUACAUUUAAUAGUGCUGCUUAAACAUAAAUAUACCAUGUGCAAUUUUUAGUUAUUUAAUGUUAACAUGUAUCAUGAUAUUGUGGAUAUGGAAUAAAUUCAUACAAAACAU
This is a messenger RNA of Haliotis rubra (blacklip abalone), 5667 nucleotides long. Its product is annotated as anillin-like. The transcript has 18 exons. Lineage: Eukaryota; Metazoa; Mollusca; Gastropoda; Lepetellida; Haliotidae. Gene Ontology annotation, cellular component: actomyosin contractile ring. Gene Ontology annotation, biological process: mitotic cytokinesis; septin ring organization; actomyosin contractile ring assembly. The coding region runs from base 1 to 4149 and encodes 1382 amino acids. The record is from RefSeq and is a predicted model, not a curated record.